CUUCGCUUUGCUGGCACAUCCCAUUUCGCCUAGGCCAGCUCACUUUAACUCUUUCCUAGACCUUCACACGACGUGUUCACCACGAUUCGAUCAUUCGAAGCACGCUGGCGGGUACCGCGGUUGCGACAUAGAUCACAAAAGAUCACGAGGUUGCUUGAUCUAGAACGGCCGGGGCGCGGGGAAAAAAAAGUGCCUAGGACUGAGGUCUGAUUCGGAUUCCGAGCGACGAAGCACUCCGAAAAUUCGUUCCCGACAUUCCACAACGUUCAACGAUCCUUUAGAACCGCCGGCUUGGGUCAGGCAGAUAUCUGCAUCCUCUUCUCUACGUUCGCUUCAUUGCCAUAUCUGAGACGAGCCGCUUCAUUCAUUGCGGCGCCGUCGCCCUUCUGUCGUCGUUCCUUUCCAGACUCAUCGGCCGACGCGAACCGGCAUUGAGUGGUACUCUCGUCUUCUCUUCCCACGUCUGCAGCAUCGACCCGAGCAUCUUGUUUCGCGCUCCGCCGGACCCUCCUUGCUUUGCAGUCCCGCGUGUGACAAAUCCGUUGGAUUCCUCGAGUUCGUUCCAAGCGAGUCCCGAACGUUCCUGCAUCGGACGACUGCCUAUCUUAUGCUGGAAACCGGAACGUCCCGCGCCUGCUGAAUUGCCACUGCGCAACAUACAGCCAGCCGACUGGCAUCGGAACCUUCUCGCCUCGCGCACUUAUGCCCAGCUACGGAUCUGUCCACUCGCCAUCGCUCAGGAAAAUGGAAUAUUCUAGGCCACAGUAUGGCCGCAAGCGUAUGAGCAUGGGGAACGUUAUUGGUGACCCCUUUGCGCUUGCGACCCUUUCGAUUGCGACGCUUGCAUGGGUCAUCUCGUUCGUCGGGACCGUUGUGGCUCACGUCCAGCUGCCCGGCGAUUUCCCCACAUAUUCGUACUGGACGUUGGUCUUCUUCCUUCUGGCAAUUAUCGGCAUCUUCGUGGUGGUCGCAUCCGAUAGCACACAAACCUACCAUGUCGCGAUCGUCGGUUAUCUCGGUUGCGGCUUGGUGCUCGCUACAUCCUCGGUGAGCGCCAUGAUUCAUAACAGUAACGGCGCCCUGGAAGCGGCUUCUGCGGGCUAUAUCCUGCUAACCAUGGUGACCAUUGUCUGGAUAUUUUACUUCGGAUCUGCUCCCUCAGCUGUUCCUCGCGCAUACAUCGAUUCGUUCGCCCUCGCCAAGGAGUCGACGUCGACGAACCGCCACACCAUGACUGGGUACGGCAACCGCAGGCCGGAGACGUCAACAUCUGUGCAGCCGCCGCAGAUGUACACUUCCCAGCUUAAUGGACUCGAGAACCCGUCGCCCGUGGGCGGCAUGGCGUCUACCAUGAGGAACUCGACCACUCCUGGAGCAUUCACAGCGCCGGGCGCUCAGAAAUCCGCGGCCCAGCAGUCCGUGAACCCGGAUGCGGAAAUCGUGCCUCCCACUGAAUACCCGUAUCGCGCCAAGGCCAUUUACAGCUACGAGGCGAACCCUGAAGACGCCAACGAGAUUUCCUUCUCGAAACACGAAAUUCUCGAGGUCAGCGACGUCAGCGGCAGGUGGUGGCAAGCGAGGAAGGAGAACGGCGAGACAGGCAUUGCGCCCAGCAACUACCUCAUCCUGUUAUAGUCCGGGGUGGUCCAAGCAGGUUGUUGCAGGAGCGGGAGUUCGGCGGCAAUUGCAACUGAGGGCAAUAACGUCGCCACAUCAAAAGCAUGAUACCACGGGGAUGGGUUCUUUAUUUUCUUGUUUUAUCUUUCUUUUCUCUCUCGUCUGGAUGACGGUUUCUAUAUACCCUGCAACCUAAGCUGCGGCCCCGUCUGGCGUUCCCGUCUGGCGUUCCGUAACAGGACCUUGAACCGACUCUGAAUAGAGCGAACCGGACCGGGCCGUGGGUGCAGAUCACCUUUCUUUUUCACCGUGGCUAUUGAAUGCCUGCGGGAAAGUACGAUAGCAGUGGCGUGACACGAAGCAUCAGCAAUGGUCGAACGACCUUGGGCUUGACUUGGGAUGCGUUGGGCGAGGUUCAAUAUCGUGGUCAUGAUUGGGUGGGACUGCCUCGAUUCUGGUUUGGCCGGGUUCUGUUAUACUUUUCUUUGCUUCACCCCGGUUCUGUUUUCUCAAAGAGUUUUCUUUUCCAAGCAGGUGUUUGGUUUGAUAUACCAAUUUGCGUGUGUGACACUAUCUCAGCCCGUUGCUGCUUAGCGCUGGCGAGUUCCUAGCGCCCUGCCUUCUCGUGAUGUCACUGCAAGUCUGUCUGGUUGGGAUGCAGACAACUCCGGGACGCCGUCCCUUGUAUGUACAUUCUGACCCACGGGGAUCUUGCAAUCGCACCCCGGCGACAACCU
Messenger RNA from Thermothelomyces thermophilus ATCC 42464, 2354 nucleotides. RefSeq lists its product as uncharacterized. The transcript is spliced from 3 exons. The coding region runs from base 745 to 1635 and encodes 296 amino acids. The record is from RefSeq and is a predicted model, not a curated record. Gene Ontology annotation, molecular function: protein binding. NCBI's taxonomy places the organism in Eukaryota, Fungi, Ascomycota, Sordariomycetes, Sordariales, Chaetomiaceae.